AUGGCCGGCGCGACUCGCAUCAAGAAAGCAAACGCCUGUGUCCCUUGCCAUGAACGCAAGGUCAAAUGUGAUGCCGGCACUGUUGGCACCCCCUGUUCUCGCUGUAUAUCCAAAGCACGCCAACAGCACUGCAUUCCGGUAACUCGGAGAUCUCGACGCAACAAAGACACUCACGUCGGAUCAGUCGAGGGCCGCAAUCAGGAUGGCGCCCACACGCCCACAACGCAAGUCACCUACCCCGCCACGCCAGGAAGCAGAUCAGCCCAUCCAGCAUCGUGUGCCAGUACUACCCACGACAUGCCAUAUCAGGUGUCCGAAGAAGACGCUCAGAUUCAGACCCUGCAUCGCAUGUCCGACGGUACAAGAGUGACCCAACUGUCUGGCCCACCCGACCGGAGUGGCGCUUCAGCUAGGCAUCAUGUCGAGUAUCUCGACCGACUGAACUCGGUUUCCAUUCUCUGCGAAGCACUCGGACAUCGCCAGCCAAAACGACUAGUUGGGGUCGAACUCCCAGGUCCAAACUAUAUCUCCGCGAAACAGCGUGAGCUGGUCGACCUUGACGAUGCUGAUAAAGCGUAUCUCGAGGCGAAGCGAGUCUUUGAACCUCCUCCGUACGAUACCUGUAUAGCCCUGCUGAGGAUCUACUUCGAGUACAUACACCCGUACUGUCCGGUGUUUGACCGCGUCAAAUUUUACUUCGAGUUCUCUACCGGCAGCUUGUCCCAUUUCGUCCUUUUUGGUAUACUCGCCAACGUUGUUCCCUAUGCUCCUGUGGAGCUGAUACGACAGGCUGGGUAUCAAGACAAGGUCGAAGCCCAGCACGACUUUUAUCGCAAAGCCCAAUUACUGCACGACUUUGGCUGUGAGAGGAGCCAGCUUACUAUUCUACAAGGCUCAAUACCACUCAGCACCUUUCACUAUCACUUUGCACCUGCAAGAGACCAUCGGUUUUGGUUCCACAAUGCAGUUCGGCUUGCUACACAGCUAGGCCUCCAUCGGCAAAAACUUGAGAAUGACUUAGAUCCCGCAACUCACAGAGUGUGUCGUCGCAUAUGGUGGGUCCUCUACUCCAGAGACGUACUGUUCUCGUUGUCGGGUUUCGGUAAUGCCCGUGCCAUCAACGAUGAAGAAAGCGAUACAGCCUUUCCGACCGAGGACGACUGGGCCGAAGACCACAUCAGCGAAGCAGCCCGAUCGAUGCUGACCGAAGUCACGUCAUUGCAGAAACACUUCUUUAUCCAAAACUGUGAGGUCGCCCGUCUGGGAGCCAAGUUUCUAAGGAUAUCUCGUACCAACCAAUUACCCCGGAACCAUACUACAAUCUGCACCUUCGCCGACGAGAUCGCUGCAUGGCGGAGCCAUUUACCAGACGUCCUGUCCCCGUCACACGUUCGAUCGUGGUCACGCGAGAACGUCUGGAUCAUCGUACUACACGCGCUAAGCUACCGACUUGAGUGUACCUUUUACCGAUUCUCUCGAGAGCUGAUGUCACAAGAAGACAACGAAGCCUCCAUGGUAUGGUGCCGACGACAGCUGUGGGGCUGCGUGUUCGAACUCGACACGUGGAUGAAUCGAGCCGUCGUCAACAACUUGAUCCAAUACUGCCCUUCGUCGAUGAUCGUCUGCGCCGCCAAUCUCCUGGCAUUCCAUAUCGAGAUCUGCCUCGACGCGGCUGCCAGCGCGUCGCAGAAAUUGACCGCAAAGGCCCACAUCCACGCCAUGCUCGCAUAUCUGCAAGAUAUCUCCAGCCAGUGGCGCAUGGCCCGCUGGAUCCAUCGCGUAUCCGAAUGGGUCGUCCAGCGCGCCGGCCUGAUGCUCAAAGACGAUCCCUCCAGUACCCUGCGAGAAGGAACCUCCGGCGCGCGCGCCGAUGCGGACUCCGGACUUCAUACCUCCAACCACGACAGCACCGGAAGUUUCAACGGCGCUGCAGGUGUUGACGGCAGCGGCAGCGGCGGCGACGUGCACGUCUUCGACGUCGAUCGCUUCGACGAUGCGGCGUUGAAGCUCGACGGCGCGUUCCCGGAGCCGUGGGUGCAGGACUUUUUGGGCGAGAGCUUUUUCGGGCAGCUUGAUGACGAUAUGUUUUCAUAUGGGCGUGGGGGAAUGGGUUAG
Molecule: messenger RNA, 2115 nt
Organism: Cyphellophora europaea CBS 101466
Lineage: Eukaryota; Fungi; Ascomycota; Eurotiomycetes; Chaetothyriales; Cyphellophoraceae
Exons: 4
Coding region: 1-2115 (704 amino acids)
Biological process (GO): regulation of DNA-templated transcription; DNA-templated transcription
Molecular function (GO): zinc ion binding; DNA binding; DNA-binding transcription factor activity, RNA polymerase II-specific
Source: RefSeq, a predicted model, not a curated record